AUGUCAGCAUACUCGGACGAUGAGGAACAUGAUCCCCAAGCGGAUGAGCUCCGCGAGACCGCUCUGGUCACUCUCGAGGCACUGAUCAGCUCCUGCAACAAACAGAUGCAACCGUACAUAACAAACACUACCAAUUCGGCUCUUCGAUUCCUAAAAUAUGACCCAAAUGUCGCCGAAAUGGAGGACGACGAGGAGAUGGGAGGCACACAAGACGAUGGGAGCGAGGAUGAUGCCACCGAGGAGCCUGACCUGGAAGACGACGAAUUCGAGGACUUUGAAGAGGAGGGUGGCUAUAGCGAUGUUGAUGAUAUGAGCUGGAAGGUACGGCGGUGUGCUGCCAAGCUUCUUUACACCGUCAUCUCUACCUACGGUCGUGGUCGCUCUGCAGACGCUUCAGCCCUGUUCCAGCAGGUUGCCCCAGCUCUGAUAUCUCGAAUCAGCAGGGAAAGAGAAGAAAGUGUGAAGCUAGAGGUGGUGUCAACAUUGACCGCCCUUGUCCGCAAAAUUGGCGAGGGUUCGAUGAUUGUCACAUCUAAUGACUUCCUAGAGGCCGUGGGUGGAUCAAAGAAUUCUCGCAAGCGCAGACGCCAAGAUAGUGAUGCAUCGAUGAUUGACUUUGAGCCAGGCGCUGGAACCUCGUCGGCGAUGGACUCCCCUGCUGCGCCCUCGUCCCCAAAGUCUGGUUCCCAGGCCGAUUUGGCCCUCUCCGUGCCUUCCAUUGUACAGAACCUCGUCAAAGUGUGGAAGCAGGCAUCGAUUCCCUUGAAACAAGCCACAAUCAUUCUUCUAAAGAGUCUUUCCUUAGUCCGCUAUGGUGGCCUUGCAGACCACCUCCAACAAAUUGAAGACCUCAUUGCAGAUGCUCUCAAGACUUCAUCUUUGUCAGGAAGCACAGCAGCUCACACUGGAGCUGCUGUCAGUGCAGGUACUCUUCAAAUCGAGACUUUAGGACUGGUUGCAGUCAUUGCCGAGACUCACCUGUCCGAAGCCCUGUUACCAUUCCUGAUCGCUCUAGUGCCUGGAGUUGUUGGAGCAGUCAACGACCGCAACUAUAAAGUUAGCAGCGAGGCUCUAGGUGCAGUGGAGCAGAUUGUGAAAGCUUUCACCCCUCCGCGCGUGUCUGCCAAUCCCUCCGAUGUUACGCUGCAGCUGCACAAGCUUUACGAGGUUGUUCACUCUCGAAUCACCGACACAAGUGCCGAUCUUGAGGUCCGUCAACGAGCUAUUCAUGUGUUCGGUGUCAUUCUCGCACGCACCUCCGGAGAACGGGGUCUAGAGUUCGUUUCGUCUGACAUGCGAUCCAAUGGGUUGGCUGUAUUAGUCGACCGGGUGAAAAACGAGACAACUCGUUUGUCCGCUGUCCGUGCCAUCGAUGAUGUUGUCGUUCUUGCCAAGCGUAAGCAAGAUGUUUCCGGUGACUGGGCCAACAAUGUCGCUCUUGAGUUGGGGUCGAAUUUACGCAAAUCGGACCGUGCGCUGAGAAGCGCGUGCUUGGAAACUCUUCGAAGUCUUUCCAUGAACUCAAACCUCAGAUCUCAUCUCACUCCCGAGACUAUCACAGUGCUCGAAAAUGCUGCCUUGCCUCUUCUCGCUGCUGCUGAUUUCCAUACACUCACGCCUGCGUUGAUUAUCAUCGCUAAACUUGUCCCCGGCAACGCAGAUCUUGUAGUCAACAGUGCUUUGAUCUCAUCUAUUUGCUCGAUCGUGACCAAACCACUUGUUGGGACCGUUCUCAAGGCACUCUUGCUCCUAGUCAAGGUCAUUGGCGACGAAGGUGCGGGUGCUAGUUUGAUGCAAAACCUCCUCCGCGACGUAGGAAUCACAGGGGAUUCAUCUGUGGUUGGCAGAGCUGUGGGCACCCUCCUGGUCCAUGGUGGGUCAAAUCUCGGGGUUACAAUGGAAGAUUUCUCGACAGAACUGAAGACUGCACAAGACGAUAGCCGAAAGUGUCUUGCCCUUGCCAUCCUAGGUGAGAUUGGGCUGCGGAUGGGCCCAGAGUGCUCAUUGACCCCGGAACUUUUCAUUCCCCAUUUCCAAUCCCAGUCAGACAAUGUGCGGCUGGCCGCCGCCACAGCUCUCGGCAAUGCCGCCGCCGGCAGUGUCAAAGCUUAUCUCCCAAUAAUCCUGAAUGGCUUGGAAAAGUCGAAUGGUCGAAGCUAUUUGCUCCUCCACUCGGUACGGGAAUUACUUCAGCAUCCUGAGGUUGUCCGGCCGGACCUUGCAUCAUCAGCCCACAAGUUGUGGCAUGCGCUCCUUCUCGUUUCCGAGGAAGAGGACAAUCGUGCCGUGGGGGCCGAAUGCGUGGGUCGCUUGGCACUGCUUGAUCCUGUCGCUUAUAUCCCUCACUUCCAAGAGUACUUGGCCAAUACCGACUCGGCUGUUCGUGGAGUAGUGAUUUCGGCAUUCCGUUAUACCCUUGCCGAUUCAAGUGACGCUUACAACGAUGUACUGCGUCCAUUGAUGGUGCCUCUUCUGACCAAUAUGCUCAGCGACAGUGAUUUGGGCAACCAUCGUCUUGCGUUGACCACUCUUAACUCCGCAAUUCAUAACAAGAUGGCUCUUCUGCUUCCUCAUCUCGAUGAACUGCUGCCAGCUGUUCUUGGUGACACGAAAAUCAAACCAGAGCUCAUUCGCGAGGUACAAAUGGGUCCAUUCAAGCACAAAGUGGACGAUGGACUUGAUUUGCGCAAGAGCGCCUACGAAACUCUUUAUGCGUCGCUUGACACCUCAUUCUCCCGUACUCACAUGGAUGAACUCUUUGAUCGCAUUGUCGCCGGUAUUGAUGACGAACAGGACAUUCGUGCGAUCAGUAAUCUCAUGACAUCUAAACUGAUCAAGAUUGUGCCAGAAGACACCGAGCGACACUUGGACGCUCUGUCAGAACAUUAUACUUCUGUUCUUUCCUUCAAGCCAAAAGAGAAUGCCGUCAAGCAAGAGCUAGAGAAAGCCCAGGAAGCAUCCCUCGGUAUCUUGAAGGUUACCAGAGAGCUAAAUAAGGCGUUCCCCAACGCGGAGGCAUCUGGUGAUCAUCACAAAUGGAAAACAUAUAUGGAGUGGGUUCGGCGGACUUUCUCUUCACAGUUGUCGACUCUGGAACUAGACAUUUGA
Molecule: messenger RNA, 3108 nt
Organism: Penicillium paradoxum
Lineage: Eukaryota; Fungi; Ascomycota; Eurotiomycetes; Eurotiales; Aspergillaceae
Gene: canA
Product: putative cullin binding protein CanA
Exons: 3
Coding region: 1-3108 (1035 amino acids)
Biological process (GO): protein ubiquitination; SCF complex assembly
Cellular component (GO): nucleus
Source: RefSeq, a predicted model, not a curated record